Molecule: messenger RNA, 6432 nt
Organism: Lineus longissimus
Lineage: Eukaryota; Metazoa; Nemertea; Pilidiophora; Heteronemertea; Lineidae
Product: NAD(P)H-hydrate epimerase-like
Exons: 5
Coding region: 660-1574 (304 amino acids)
Cellular component (GO): mitochondrion
Molecular function (GO): NAD(P)HX epimerase activity
Source: RefSeq, a predicted model, not a curated record
CCAGAUUGUACUGUCCUGUCCACUAAUCAGUAAUGCUCGCAUAUAGGGUCCAUCUCCAGCUAGUGUUUUGUUGACAGUUCAGCUUUACGGCUCCAGAUGUAUAGGUGGGAGUGAUACCAAUCCUGAUAACAGCUGAUCACAUCCUCUCGUUGUUGGCUGCAGUAUGCUGGAAUACUAGAUUCAUCCUUCGCAAAUGUAUCGGGAGGAGACGGAUUUUCAUAUUUCCAUGGCGAUGAUGGCAGUAGGUGCAUUGCAUCUUAUCUGAAAUGUCGGUGUUUAGAAACGGCAUAUUUUCCAAGGAUUUACCGUCUGUAAGGACAGAGAACUAGCUUAAAACUGGUGUUUCUUCUCUAUGUCAGUUUUUCAAUAGUAUUAUUUACGGAUGCUAACUUUUUCGAAUUCUAUAAAUCGAAUUUGAAUUGACGCAACCGUAACCCAACUGCUGAGGUUCAGAAGCUGCUUUUCAAAUUCUAAAUUACAAAUUCUCCCUUGCAGUUUUAAGUAUUAUCAACUUAUGCAAACCUGGAAGGUAUUGAAACCAGACGAUAUAAUAUACAGUGACCGUUCUUGAGAUUACUGACUUGAGUUAGUUUUCCACUGGAUUAUAUCAGAAGUGGGUUCGAGCGGCACGUGGAUUAUUCUAAAUUGUGGAAUAUACGAUGGAACGAAUGAGUGUCACACGAUUCUCAUUUCAUCGAAAAGGUUCGAAGCGGGGUCGUGAUAGGGAGCAGGAGAAUUUCGAUUACGAAAAUCUGUCAUACUUAAGUCAGGAGGAUGCCAGGAAUGUCGACAAUGACCUAUUUAACGAAUACGCGUUUAGCGUGGUACAGCUUAUGGAGCUAGCGGGAAUGAGCUGUGCGUUAGCGAUAGCUAAGGUCUACCCGCUCGAAAAGCUCAAAGAUAAUGGUGCUUUAUUAAUUUGCUGCGGGCCUGGAAACAAUGGUGGAGACGGCCUCGUGUGCGCUCGACAUCUCAAAUUAUUCGGCUACCGACCGACGAUCUUCUACCCCAAAGCACCGAAUAAACCACUGUUCAAAAACCUGACAACACAAUGCCAGAAAAUGGACGUACCCUUCCUAAGCUACCUCCCUUCGGACCCCUCGCUCAUCCGAGACGCGUAUAACCUGAUCGUAGACGCCCUCUUUGGGUUCAGUUUUAAACCGCCAGUCCGGGAGAGUUUCCUCGAGAUUAUUGACACGCUGAAACGUAUUGACAUCCCAAUCGUCAGUAUAGAUAUCCCAUCAGGCUGGCACGUGGAGGAAGGCGACCAGCACGGAUCCCAUGAAGGUCUGCAACCCGAGAUGCUCAUUUCGCUGACCGCACCAAAGAAGUGCGCCCAAUACUUCAAGGGGAAAUACCACUUUUUAGGCGGUAGAUUUGUGCCGUCUGCUCUUGCUCAAAAAUACGACCUCCAUCUGCCGCCGUAUCAUGGAACGGAGCAAUUCGUGGAGAUGCGGAUGCAGGAGAUUCAUAAAAAUCAAGAAAAACAGGAGAAAGAAAAGGAAAAACAAGAAAAGGAGAAAGAAAUCGACAAAGAAAACAAAGAAAAGGAAAAAAACGAUACUGCGUCGUAACUUUGAAAAUUUGUAACUGAAUUUGAAUUUUUCGAUUUUUCCAUCAGUUUUGGAUUAGACGUUUAGAUUGUUCCUACAGCUAGUUUUGGAUUUGAAAUUUAGUACUGGAUUUUAAAGUUAAGAUUUGAAUUUUAACCUUCGAGUUUCAAAUGUUUUGUUUGUGUUAGAAAUUUUGGAUUUUUCCGAAUUUUUAAAUAUCUGGAUCUGAAAGUAGGUUUUCGCUCUCGGUUUGAAUUUGAAAUUUUCAGGCCUCAAUUUGAAUGUAAUUUGCAAAGAUACCCCUCCUCCCCGUAUACUGACGCAGGCAUACACCUAAACACUUCAAAAGGGAACACUUGAGUGUUGUUGGUUAAUCAAAAAGCUUUCAGUGUCUGAUGACUAUUGAUAGGGGUCAAAACCGACUGGUUCCCAACACUUCUGCUUCUGAUGUACAUAUACAAUAUCUGUAGGAUCAGUUACCAGGCAGAUAUUCAAACAACGGCUGAUUGCGGCCUGGAAUUACUGGGGUCAAUCUGGGUGAUGUCUGUCGCAUUACACUGCCAUCUUUUGUAAGAAAAAUGAAAAACAAUUCACGUAAAUCGUUGUAAGUAAUAACUGUUCGUCAGCCAGAAUGACAUGGCACAUUGAUACAUGCAUCAUAAAGAUGCGUUAUCGUCCUCUACGUGUUGAAAAGGAACUGUGCACCGAGUUAUCACUUUCAAAUUACAAAUUACAAAUUUGUACUUAGUCGUUUCGAUCAUGAAUGUCAUUGGUCAGCAUGUACCUCGUAAGAAUAUGCUCAGUAUUGAUGAUUAGUUAGUAUAUUUGUAAUUAGUUGGUCAGAAUCGAGAUUCUUCAAUCAAUGACCAAGUGUUCGAGUGUUAGAGAACUAACCUCCAAAUUUUCAAUGUCAACUGUCCAUCUUGAUCACAGAGUGACCUAGUCUCGUUCUGGAAACGCGGCUAAUUAGCUUGGUAAUUAACACGCCCGGUACAUAAUCAGCUAAUUAAUAUGCUUGAUCAAAUUUGGUCGUGUACGAACGUAAGUAGGCUUUAUUCAUCAGAUAUAUAUGACAUCUGUUGGAGUCAAUGUCUGUUAUAAAUAAUAUACCUGCAAGACCAGGUGAAUGGAUUAACCCUUUGUAUGAAACAUUUUUUGCUGUCAAAUAUUCAAAUAUUUCAACGGAUGUAGUGAUUUUUUUGUUUCCGCAAAAAUUUGCGGUUAUAUCCAAUCGUUUCUUUCGAUUUUCAUUCAAAUUAUAAAACGCCUUCGUGUAUACUGGUGUUUGUGUGGUGUUAAUUGUUCCAAACAUGUUUAGAUUUAUCAUAGUUUAUUGUGUUAUCUACCACGGCAAUUUGAUUUAAAUCAACGUUAACAAAAUCAGUGUCAAAAGUGUAAAAGUCAACUGUGUCAACGUGUUUAAGCGAGUUGUGGAGCAUCAACUUACACAAGGCCUGGGCCUGUUGUUAACUUACACAAGGCCUGGGCCUAUUGUUAACUUACAUAAGGCCUGGGCCUAUUGUUAACUUACACAAGGCCUGGGCCUAUUGUUAACUUACACAAGGCCUGGGCCUAUUGUUAACUUACACAAGGCCUGGGCCUAUUGUUAACUUACACAAGGCCUGGGCCUAUUGUUAAGUCGCUUCUCUAUCUUUGGUGCAUCUGUAAUGCAUAGGCCUAUUACAGAUAGAAUAGCUCUAUUGUACAGGCGCUUAACCGGCUUAAAAACAUCAACACAGCACAUCUAUUUUUGUAACAUUAGACUUAGUUCGGGUAUAGUUAAUGUUCUAUCAUGAGACGGCAUUAGAUGACUGUAAACAAUUACACGGGGUUAGCAGAGCUUGAAUAAAUUUGCAUAUCAAUGUAAAUAUUAUAAUAUCAUUAUGUGUUUUUUCUGUACAUAAUUAUAUAACAUGCAAGGUAGGAUUCGGCAAAUUUUGUUUUAAUUUUGUUUUAAAUGUCUGUUGUCGUGGCAACUGUAGCAUUAGAAUUUCCCUACCAAAAAUCGAAUGUUCAGACAAGUACUUUCAACCUUUCAGUUUGUUGAAGAAAAGUUUUGAAACAUAUUCUUAAGACAAGGUGUUUUAAUCUUUGUGCUAAACGAUAUCCCCAAAACCAGGUCAUGUGACUGUUUCUUGCCAUGAAAUGGAUGCUAUUUAGCCAUUUUGUAUCUAUAAAUAGAAUAGUGUAUUUUAUAUGUGUGUCGUUGGUAUUUUUGGCAGACUAAAUGAUGGCUAACCGACAUGGUCGAUUGGUUCUGGUUCAGAUUGACGAGAACUUUCUGUUCAUCGGCGUGAAUUCUUACAAAUUCAAAGUGAUCUUUUCCCGCCUAACUGAUCUCGAACCUUUCUCGCCAUGAACGGCCGAUGCCUCAACUUGCUAACAUUCUGUGUCAUUGUAUUAUAGCCGUGUACAUUGUCGCUUCUUUUCCCGACCGGACAGAGUUUUUUUUAAAUCCGCACCACAAUUUUUUCUCACCAAAAAUCAUUAGAAAUGAUAUGACACCUUGUAAUUGCUUGCAAAAAGGUAUCUAUUGCAUACUAAGCAUGGUUGCUAAAUCGACUGAGCAGAAAUUUAGGUGUUAUUUAAGGGUUGACCAUAGGCCUACUAUUUCGACUACAACUUGAAAUCUUACAGGUAUUAGAACUCUUCCAGAAUGAAAUGAAUCUCAAUUUGGGAACCCCAUCCUUGAAAUUGGCAUUCACUUCGUUUGGAAGGAGAUCUUACUGCUUUAGGAUGUCAAGUUCUAGUCAAAAUCGUUGUGGCUAUGGUCAACCCUAAUCCCAGCGCUACUUCUGUACAUGAACUGUAAAUGCUCCACCAGCACAUACAAACUUAUGUCUCAAGUAAAAUUUGUUUUAAGAGCAUUGAAUUUCAUGCCACGACUGACUCGGUAUAGACGUCUUUUCGCUGCUUGUCUUUGUCGGAAGUUUUCACCGGUCGUGCGAGACUGACCUAUUAUUGUAGUCUCAAGCAUAACAUCUGUUUUUAUAGCGAAUAGACUGCUGACGCAAUAUGUAUUAGGUAGGGGUGACAUCUAGUGAGAACGACUGAACUAUUGUUGUAAACAAAUGAUAGCUCCAAAUAUGGAUUGGGAAUUAGUCUUUGUUGACAAGUGUAACCAAAUUUUUAUAACCUGUUGUUGUAGUGGGCAGUUGAUGAUGCAGGCAGGCCAUGAAAGGGGUACAACGUUCGUAAUUACUGGUCCAGCUAAUAGAAAUCCACUUAAUACACAAUGCCUAGUGGAGUUAUUGUGAAUACAAAUUUGUGGAGACUUGGUAUUCAUAGUAUUUGUCUAUCUAUCUACAGAAAGGCAACACUGACAUUUAUAUCUAGUAUGUAUUAACGCAAUUGAACAUUUUCAAAUUCAAUAACAAAUUCAAAAUUUUCACUGUAUACUUCAUUUGUGGCGGCCAGCGUUGUCUCGGGACAGUCUACCUUUAAGGCCAAUAUUGAUGUUUUUGUUGUAAGUCUAAUCCACAUCACCUGCGAUUUACAGCAGAUUAUCAAAAGUAUAAUAAUAGGCAUAAGAUGUCAUAUACGUAUUGUAACAAUAAUGUCGACAAUUCUCCUCACAGAACUCUUGUGAAGGGAAACCAAGGUUGGGUCCAGCUGGACCAGAGUUAGUUCCACAAAUUCACCAAUAGGUGUCAAUGACUAUCAUGUAUUUUCCAAAUCACUUGUCUAUGGGGGUUGGUAGUUGCCGGUAAUGAAAAUUAGGAUCUAAUUAACUUUUGUUUUUGUCAAAUUAAGUUUUCAAGAUUUUAGAUGGUGUCGAGUCAUUCGAUUUGAUGAGCACAUCUAGCUUUAGUUUCGUGGGCCUAGAUAGGUGGCAGCACUUUUAAAUGGGACAGUAGACAUUCAAUUAAGCCCUACAAAUUGUGCAGUGAGGUUCCUUUUAAUGCCCGGCUAAUUAUCUCGAUGACAACACUUACUGUAGAUGUCACAAAUGAUGUCACGCGACAUCAAGCGGUACAAGCUAACAGGCGAUUUAUUAUUCGCAAUUUAUCUUAACGUUUUUAGCUCAGCUGACCGAGCUAGUCAAAUAGCUAUUUGAGUGGUGUCCGUCCUUCCAUCCGUCCGUGGAUACAGUUGGGCAUUUUGUAACCGUAAGACCUGGGCACUUCUAAUCUUGCCGACAGGAAGAACAGCCCAUCAUAGGCUGCUGACAGAAGAUUUAGCGCAUUUCGACUUCAAUUCUUCUCACCAGGGGGCAGAAGACGUAAAUUACAAAGACAUUUUUGUCGCUUAAUAAUUUGAAUUGAUCCCACCUCAGGGCAACUUGUUUUUCUUUUUUCUUUUUCACUUUUCACUUGUACAUUACAUUUUCUUUUUUUCUUUUUUGAUUUGGCAGGCGGCCAUCUUGAAAAUCAUAUUUUGCCAUUUUAAAGCCGUUGGCUGUAGCUAGAGUGACUAAAUGGUUGGUGUAUCUAAUAAGUCUCCAUUAUAUAUCACCCAGGUUUUCGAUUCGACCUACUCUUCAAGGUCAUAGGUUUGCUCAAGCUCUUAAAUUUCACUAAUAAGUAGCACUUUUUGUCAUUAUUUGUCCAAGAGUCUUUUUUCUAUGGUAGGCCUAUAUGGGCAUGAUAUCGGUACAUCAAUAUUUUAACAAAAAUGACGUUGAAAGAUACCUAACAGGUGCUUUCCAUCUCGUGUACAUUGUACCCAAGUAUUUCAGCUGAGCGCCAGACCCUUGGGCCUCUUGUUAACACUUUCUGAAUGCAAUUCAAGGGUGGAAUACAGCCUAAUCUGUACAAUUAUUGUACAUUCCUAUCAUCUCGGACUUCACUGUCAGUAGUUUCUUGCAUGCACAUGUACAUGUAUAUUUCUCCUGUUUUUGUUCAAUCGAAUGAAAUAGACUGGUUAUGUUUCAACUCAA